Molecule: messenger RNA, 1201 nt
Organism: Schistosoma bovis
Lineage: Eukaryota; Metazoa; Platyhelminthes; Trematoda; Strigeidida; Schistosomatidae
Source: the annotation of a GenBank genome assembly
GCAGUUUUUCAAACUUCCAAACUUUGCCGGAAAUUUGCUUAUUAGAUGGCUACUGUGAUUAAUAUCACAGAUAAACAUCAUCUUGAACAAAUUUUACAACAGGCAAAUAAUGUAACAAAUGGUCCAAGCAUUGUAGUAAUGGAUUUUUAUGCUUCAUGGUGUCGUCCUUGUUCAGAUAUAGCUCCUGUCUUUCAAGAAUUAAGCAUCAAGUAUAAAAAUAUGAAAUUUGUUAAAAUUGAUGUUGAUAAACUUGAGGACGUUGCACAACGUUACAAUGUCAGAUCAUUACCUACGUUUAUAUUUCUACGUGGAGCUGAACAAAUUGAUCGGAUUACUGGUGGAGUUCCACAAAAGUUACGAGAUAAAGUACAAGAACUUGCUCUCUCUGGAUCAGACUCUCAUGAAAGUGGCUCAAAUAAAAGCCCACAGUCUUCUAAACAAUAUGAUAUGGAUAUAUUAUUGUCAAAAAAUCAAUGUGAAUGUUUAAAUGAAGAUGAUACACAUUCACUUGCUCAAUUAUUAAAUUCCUCUGAAAAUAAUAAUUCCAAGGCAUAUUUACUGUCAGAUACAGAUGAACAGCUUAUUAUAUACAUUACCUUCUCACAAUUUGUUCGUAUUCAAUCUGUACAGAUUAAUGGACCUAAAGAGAACGCACCAAAAACAGUAAAACUAUUUAUUAAUCAAACAUCAACACCUGAUUUUGAUAGUUGUGAAAUUGGUGAAGCUGUACAAACAUUAGAAUUAACAGAAGAGGAUAUUAAACAUGGUGGAAUAACACAAUUGAAUUUUGUAAAAUUUCAGAAUGUUAGUACACUUACAAUUUUUGUGAAAAAUAAUCAAACCUCAACUGAUCAAACUCGAAUUGAUACAUUAAAAUUCUAUGGUUAUCCAGUGAAUACAAUCAAUAUGAAUGAAUUUAAAAGGGUCUCUGGGAAGAAAGGUGAAGCCCAUGGUUAACCUAUUACCAAAAUAAAAACUAUACUUCAUUAUCAUUAUUGGAAAAAAACUAUCUGGGAAAAUGUAAACAGUUACACGAAUGUAUUCCUGCUCACUUCUUUUAUCUUUGUGUGUGUUUGAACAUUCUAAAUGCAUGAUUAACUCGUUAUUUUCACUUUUUAUUCUACCACCUUGUAACUUGAAUUCUUGGUUGUUGUUUUUUUUAAAAAAUAUACAGAAAUCUUGAAGUGGAUUAUAAUUUCCU